AUGACUGAGGCGAGUAGGCCCCUGCUGGACGGGCAGGCUAGGUCCUCCUCUCCUACCCCAUCCACAUCCCAAGAGAGACUAGAAACCCGUCCAGACCAGCCUCGCCGAUCAUUUGAACUGUCAUCCGAAUCCACACCACUACUCCAUCGCCGUGAUGAUGUCGUAGCAUACGGUACCGAACGACCUUCCUCAUCUGCAUCUCGAAGAUCGGCCUCGACCGAAGGAGGCGCGCAGAAGAAAUCUAGCCGAGUGCGAUGGCCGACAAUCAUAUCCCUUGCGCUAUUGACCACCGGAGUCCUGUCUAUUCUGAUCUUCGCAUUUGCAGCACCGGCUGUGGUGAAAGAGUAUGCCCAAGAAGCUGCCGUCUUCAAACCAACUGCACUAUCAAUAGACUCAACCACCCCCGAUGGUGUUCGCGCCCGAGUCCAGGGUGAUUUUGUCAUGGAUGCGAAUCGUGUGAAGAGUAACUCGAUUCGACGAUUCGGCCGACUCGCCACUUGGAUAGCACGGGAGGUUGAGACGGGCGAGUCGGACCUUGAGGUUUAUCUCCCGGAGUACGGCAAUGUCCUCGCUGGCACGGCGGCAUUACCCUCGAUCAAAGUGAACAUCCGAAAUGGUCAUGAGAACCACCUCGAUUUUCUUACCGAUUUGGCGGCUGGAGACGUCGAAGGUAUACAUUCGAUCGCUAUGGAUUGGAUAGAAGGCAGACUGGAUCGCCUGAGAAUCCGUGGCAAGGCUACACUACAUCUUAAGACCGGUCUCAUUGCCCUCGGCGAACAAAUAAUCACCGACACGAUCACAUUCGAAGAAUAUGACUUCCCUGCCCUGCCUGUGAUCAGCCUCACAAGGCUUAACGUACAUGACGCUAAAAAUGGGGCUAUGGCCGUUGAUGUGGCUCUUACGGCAAAGAUCGAUUCACCAAUCGCGAUAACGAUACCACCUCUUGGAUUUGACGUGCUUGUGCCCAACUGCUCGCCCAGCGACCCUCUUAUCAUGGUUGCCAAUGCCUCCACAAAUGAGGUUGCCGUCUAUACCGACGCGCCAACUGAGGUCAACGCUAGGGGGCUUAUUAAGAGAAUACCUGAUGAGUUGACAUCCAGUUGCCCAGGAGGAAAGGACUCACCCUUGGAUCUAUUAGUCUCAGGCUUCAUUCAAGGUCAAGAGACCACCAUUUUUGUUCGUGGUGCGCAAGCUCCGCUACCUCAAACACCCGGCUGGAUAGCCGCUCUACUGCGCAGUGUCACCGUGCCAUUCCCUUUCACAGGGCAUGCUUUGGAUGACCUGGUAAAGAACUUUACCAUGACAGACACGCAUUUCUCGCUGCCUGAUCCCUUCGCCGAGCCCAAUACACCAGAAGCACAGCCAUCGGUCUCAGCUGUUAUGAAGGUUCUCAUUGGCUUGCCAGAGGAGAUGAACUUCCAGGUUGAUGUUCCUCGCGUCCGAGCCAUAGCGAAUGUGUACUAUCGUGGUGACCAACUCGGUGUCUUGAACCUCGACAAGUGGCAAGAUUCCAACUCGACCAUGACAGAAGACGAGGAUGGUUUGGCCGCGCUACUGGUGGAGUUUGCUAUCAAAGACGCGCCACUGGAGGUAACUAACAGUGACGUCUUGUCAAAGGUUGUUCAGGCGAUGCUGUUUGGUAACAAGGCAGUUGUGCUGCACGUUGCUGCCACCGUAGAUACAAAGGUCGAGACUGGCCUGGGUCGCUUGACAGUUCGUGGCAUCCCGGCUUCUGGGGAUGUCCCUGUGGACACUCCAACCGGCAACCCGCUUGAUAACCUAAAUCUUCGCGUGGGUUCCUUGUCUUUGAGCAAUUCUACAGAGUCAUCUCUAUCAGUGUCUGUUCAGGUGAACUUUACAAACCCAACAAGCUACUCGGCAACGAUCCCAUUUGUUGACUUCUUGGUGUUGUACAACGGAUCCUCCAUUGCCCAUAUCACUGCCCGCGAUAUUGGUUUCCAACCCGGAAACAACAGCAAUAUACCGAUUAAAAUUUCCUGGAAUCCAUUGGAGUUGAAUGGAACUGAUGGCGUGGAGGCUGGACGAACCCUCAUGUCUUCUUACAUAUCAGGAUAUAACACCACCGUGACCAUUCAAGCCCACGAAAGAUCGAUCCCAGCCGUUCCUCAACUGGGAAAGGCAUUGGCAGCUAUUCCUAUGAACAUUUUAAUACCUGCUCUAUCGACACCGGGAUCCCCUAACCAUGGCAAAGAAGGGCCGAAUUUCAUACAGGACGCAACGCUUCAUCUUUGGUCUUCGACCACUGAUUUUACCCUCUUGUCGCCAUUGACUGAGACAAGCAUCACAAUCACCUCAAUCGAGGCGACUGCCUAUUACGAGGGAGACGAGCCUUUGGGCAGGAUAAAAUAUUAUGAACCUUUCGACGUCCCGCCGGGUAUAUCUCAAACCCCGCGAAUUCCAGUUGACUUGAUACUGGGCGGAGUUGGGUAUGACGCUCUGCGCAAGGCACUUGGGCAAUCGCUAGAGAUGGACGCGGUAGCCAAAAUUGGGAUCAAAGUUCUGCAGUACACUGAUAUCGUGCUUUAUCGGGGUAAAGGGAUUGCUGCAAAUGUUAGACUAUAG
Penicillium manginii is the source of this 2583-nucleotide messenger RNA. RefSeq lists its product as uncharacterized. The coding region runs from base 1 to 2583 and encodes 860 amino acids. NCBI's taxonomy places the organism in Eukaryota, Fungi, Ascomycota, Eurotiomycetes, Eurotiales, Aspergillaceae. The record is from RefSeq and is a predicted model, not a curated record. The transcript has 5 exons. Gene Ontology annotation, cellular component: fungal-type vacuole membrane.